GUAGUCACUGCUCCGUUAUUCACCUUCCCUUCACUCCUUGUGGCGAACUCGCACAAGCUUAACAUAACAGCUUUCACUCAACAAGUUCCCUUAUCCAUUGAAAGCUCCAUGAUCGAGGCACCACAUACCGCCCGGUGAUCAAAACUAACGCAGAGUGCCCACUUCCGAGCUGUACAAACAGCACCUGCCAGGUCAAUCGGUCCCCUCAAGUUAAGGCAAGGGCAUAUACGCUCGAUCAGGUGUCAUUACAGGCUGAACAAUUCAAUCGGGCUUUGUGUUUCCGAUCCCUUGCCCAUUCCUACCCGCCGAUCCCAUGGAGGUGAAAUUCCAUAUCAGCCAAGACGGUCGGGUUCCGAAGCGGAAAUAUGCCAAGGCCGCUUGUGAUGCAUGCCGUCGGAGAAAGGUAUGCUGGCUGGUUUUUCAGAAGGAUUAUCGCUAACGCUACUCAGAAAAAGUGCUGCCAUGAAAAGAAAAAACGUUCACCAGCCACUCCGUCAGUAAAUUUGGAAGACAACGAUGCUAGCUACAGCUUACAGCCAUCAACUCGGGCCCCGGUCUCUACCGAGGAACCGCAGCGUCAAACACAGGCGCCUCGAUUUCCUGUAGAACAAAGGCAAAGUAGCCAGCCGGAGUGCUCGUCAAGGCUACUCCAAGCUGACCGUUUUAUCGGUGAUUUGAACCCUGUUGUCUUCUUUGUUGAUGACACAAACACGCGACUCAUGGGCGGACGAGCUCACCAAAAAGAUGUAGGAGUAUGGCUGGAUAGGGACAAUGACCUGGUCUCAGGCGGAGAACCUCAUGCGGAAAAUCUGUCGUCGGAGAGCUCAAGCCACCACACGAGGGGCCAACGAGGUAAUACACGGCGGGCCGUUCUACUGCCUCCGCGUCAGAGCCAGGAGGCAUUGGUCGAUAUCUAUCUCCGCCGCAUUUACCCCAUACUCCCAUUAAUCGAUGAACAUGACUUUCAACAGCAGUUUAAAGAAGGCUGCGCUUCCCCUUACCUCAUUCAGGUUAUAUGCCUAGCAGCCUCCAAAGAUCAUGAAGCGGAGCCUUACCUCCGUCUUGCAAACACCGACAUACUGUCCCGUGGCGAAUUUGGCAACUUACUCUACGACGAGUUAAGUCAAGUGAUUGCCUUGAGGCUGGAGAGGAAAAGAACCACGCUAAUCCAGAUCCUUGCAUUGCUUUCUCUUCAUGUUCCGGGAUCCAGGAGCUUCGAGGAUUCUUCGUUAUACCUGGCCCAAGCCAUUCACCACGCACAGUCCAUGGGAAUCCACAUGACGAGAGGGCCAGCGCAGGAAAGGAAACCCGCAAUCGCGCUAUUUUGGUCUCUGUGGGCUCUCGACCGAUACACCGCUGCCAUACAGGGCAGGCCGCUAGUCAUUCAUGACAGGGACUUAGGCCAGCGGUUGGCAGACGUGAUCGCGCUUUUUGAGGCGCCUUUCCGCGUCUUCCUAUCUCUGGCGUCAGUCCUUGCCGAUGUUUUCGUCGUCUAUCGGCCGGCUUUAGAGGCCCCGAUCGAUUCCGAUAAGCCAGAAAUCCCGCGAUUCGAGGAUAUAAUUGAUAGAUGUGGCGCCUGGAACAUUCCACCAGAUACCAUAUUGUCUCUAGAGUUUGUAUAUCUCGCAAUCGCGCUUCUAUCCUCGCGGCCAUGGGUUCUCAAGGAUCAACCCAAAUCAAAUAGUUUGUAUGUUAGGCAGGAUUUGGCUGUCUAUCGGAUGGUUUCCUUGAUUCAAAUUUGCGACUCCGCGCAGCUUCUACCACUCCCAAUUGUCUCUUACGCCAUAUCUUUAGGCUUCUGCGUUGCGUACAAACAAAUCAAACGAUGCCAGCUUCUCAGCACCCAGUUAACUGCGAAGCAACACCUGCAGGCUUUGUACAAGAGCCUUGAAGCAUUAUCACCAACAUGGUGGUCAGCUCAGGCCAUGACCCAACUCGGCCGGCGCGCAUUGAGUGAGGUUCAACGCACCACUGAAAAGAUAAAUGAACUGCCUGGCAGGAACCGACCGUCUGAUCCAGUACCAUUAGCAGAGUAUAUCAACACCCCCGUGCCUCCUGGCUCACCAGCAUCAGACCCUGUAACCGGGAUGGUUGCAAGAACUGAACAAGCAGUUGAUCUUGCAGAUAUGGAAGAUGAUGCGUUCAGCUACUUUUCAGGAAACACUUCUCUUGAUAUCGACAGUCUCCUCGGGAAUCUCCUUAAUAUCACGGUCCCGACAUGUCCAACAAAUCCGUCAUUUACCGAUUUUGAUCUAAGUUGGGAUGACCAGUCUGGAUAUGCUAGCUUCUACUAAGGUGUGCUAGGGUUCAAGAGUCAAUUUUCCAAGUUCCGAGAAAAGUGCUUAGCCUAACUGCUUUUUUCAAUGAACCAAUUCAUUUCCAUCGGUUCAUAUGUGAUUAAGGAACUAUUCUGCAAUAGCAUAAACAUGAGUAUCCGUUUACGUAGUUACGGAUUCGUUACUCAAUAGCAUAAACAUCCAUAGCAUUAAUUUUUGAGUCAUCUCAUUAUGGGUACCAUUCUAUAUCUUCCAUGUGUUCGUUUCCAAAUCCCUCUAAGCCCUGAAACACCAACCUCUAUGGUAGGCCCAGUUCUAAAUGUCAUUGCCAUCAUAACUCCUUCCCAAUCAAUAGUCCUCCUCCGAUCCAUCAUCACUGAACGCCGCCUCGUCCAGCAGAUCAUCUUCGCCAUCAUCCUCAUCCGCCCACUCCUCAUCGUCGAAAUCGUCGCCCGACUCGUCGUCCAGCAUCGCAUCGUACAUCUCACUCAUUAACGCCUUGACCGCCUCUUCCUGCCCCUCAGACAACUGCAUCAGGUCCUGCAGCCGCUGCUUCGGCUUCCACUGCUCGGCAUCGAAGUCGUCCGUGUCAAAAAAGGCCUCGGGCAGAUGCGUCCCGAAAAAAGCCAACACCAUCGCCGGCACGCCCAUCACGUACUCCGCCGACAGCGAGAUGCUCGCCUCGUCGUGGUCCAGUCGCUUCGCCAAGCUCGAAGUAUCGCGCGCGCGGAUCAACUCCACGAUAUCGGACCCAGGAAUCUCAACCGUCUCUCCCGCCUGACCGUUGGCACACGCCUUGAUCAACGCCAGCGUCUCAUCCCAGUCCAGGGUGUGUCGCUCCGUGAGCAGCGCCAGCAGCAAAUACGUCGGGCACUCGUUGUGCGCAUUCUCGCCGUUCAGCACGCGCGCAUAGGCAUCGCUCUCCGCCUCCAGUCGACCCUGGAACGGCUUCCAGAACGCCCGGUGCCACGGGUCCGCGGUGUUCGCAGACCCAGGGCCCUCGGUUUUCUCCUUGCCCGCGAGCGCCUGCGGCGGAAGAUACUUCUCGUAGCGGGUGAAGUUCCACAUGUUCCAGAGGUUGUCGACUUCCUCGCCCAUCUUAGUCUUGGUGGCGAGGUCGAAAGAGAGCUUAGCCGACUCGGUGCCGUCGGUCUGAGGCAGGAGCUUAGCCUCGUACCCUGAGAUGGUCUCCUGCAGGGACUUUUUGCCCGCUUCGGAGCUGUCGCCCUCAGCAAGGAUCUCGCAUGCUUCGCGGUACGUGACGAGCGCCUCGUGCUCGGCCUCCGUGACGUUGCAGUGUGGGUGCGUCAGCAGGGCGUCCACGAAGGCGAUGCGCUCCUUGGUUUCUUUGCUAGAGGCUUGCGAGAUGUCCUUGAAUGGCCGCGGAGGGGCCAGAUAUCGUAGGGGGUCCAUUGUGAGGUAUAGUCGUGAAAUAUGUAUGUAUUGGGUUUUGUUUGUUUUGAUUCUACCUUUUCUUCUUUUUCAUUUUUUCCAGGGGUCGCGAUAAGAAAAAAUUUGAUCGUGUCCCGCCACUUUUAUUGUGGGUCGGCCGAAGUCUUGUCGGGGGAUCGGCACUGUCGUUCUUCUGGUCCAAGGUGGAUAUCUUGACGGGGCAAUGUAAAUGUGCAAGGGUUGAUGUUGUUUUCUUGUGAGAUGGUGUGAGAUGAAUGAGUGGGGAGGACAUGCAAGGAUGUGUCUGUAGUGCUACUUGCUGCCGUUUCAUCUUGUUUGCUCAUCCCGGUUCAGUGUACGAGGCCUGUAAGUGGUUGUGAACACCUAAAAUUGGUAGUAUUCAGGUAUUCUCUUCCUAUAUGAUAAUCAAUCAUAACAAUUCUGUCUUCCACCCAGUCUCUAACUUGAGUAACGCUCUGCGACAAGUCCUGUACUCCUUCAUAUCCCCAGUCCCCACACUCGACUCGA
This is a messenger RNA of Aspergillus melleus, 4196 nucleotides long. RefSeq names its product fungal specific transcription factor domain-containing protein. The transcript is spliced from 2 exons. NCBI's taxonomy places the organism in Eukaryota, Fungi, Ascomycota, Eurotiomycetes, Eurotiales, Aspergillaceae. Gene Ontology annotation, biological process: DNA-templated transcription. Gene Ontology annotation, molecular function: zinc ion binding; DNA binding. The record is from RefSeq and is a predicted model, not a curated record. Bases 366 to 2294 code for a protein of 642 amino acids.